Molecule: messenger RNA, 2586 nt
Organism: Stegostoma tigrinum
Lineage: Eukaryota; Metazoa; Chordata; Chondrichthyes; Orectolobiformes; Stegostomatidae
Product: calcium homeostasis modulator protein-like
Exons: 4
Coding region: 110-871 (253 amino acids)
Molecular function (GO): monoatomic cation channel activity
Source: RefSeq, a predicted model, not a curated record
AUUUUCCAGCAAAUUCUGUGUUUGGUUCUGAUUUCCAGAAUCCACAGAUCUUUGGCGUUUUAUUUCAAGGCGUUUGAGUCAGUUGUGUGUUGUUGGUAUUGCUGAUAAGAUGGAUUGGCACAAAGCGGUAACAGCAAAGAUCAAUAACCUCUCACUUGAAUCUUUAUCGGUUAUAACUCAAGUCUCUGGGAACACUGCAAUGUCUCUACUCCUUUUUGGAAUUGAAACCCUAAUGGAAAAGGAGAUAAAGUGCCCCUGUGAGCAACAUUUGAACCUCUACUACAUCUUAGUAACAUUCGUUGUCCCCGUAAUUGUGUUGCUUAUCCUUGGUUUCAUGCUACAAUAUAAUUUAAUGAAACGGUACUGUAAACACAAGAAGCUGUGCUGUUCCACUUUCCUGUUGGUUUUCCAAGCAUCAACUCCAGCAGUUGUAUGGAUUGUUCUACUCUUCCUGGAUGGUGAUUACUAUUCCUGCUCAAAAUUAAUUGGUAAAAAUGAAACUCAAUGCGGGUCGAAAUGCAAUGAGGAGCCCCGUGCAACCGGACACUACCACCACUGCAUUACAUCACAACUCAUCGGUGGUGUGGUGCUGGUCUCAUUUUUGAUGGUAUUAUUCAUCAUUCACUGUUUACGAUGCAAAUAUAAUGACCAUGACAUGGAAUAUAAGGUGGAGUUUGAGCACAUGUGCGAAACGGAGAAGGGUAACCUGGUGAGGGAGAAAUUGAAAGACGAAGCACUGAAGCACGCACAAAAACAAUGUGGAAAAACAUUGUUUGGACUAUUCCCCAGCAAAGCGUCUUCUCGUUCUGCAGCUCAAACAUGUUCAAUCCAGGAAGCUUCUCCACUGGAUGAAAGCGAAACAAAUUUUUGAAGAAUAAUUCGCAACACACCCAGCAGCUAGCAGAACGGGCUUUAUGAUGAAGAGGCCCAUCACGAAUUAAUCUUGCAAUGAACAGUUCGCAAAAGAUCAAUUUCCAAUUUCAUUCUGUGUGAAGGGAGGAGGAUCCAAAAUGAGAUCUCUCCUCACAUACUGAAUGCCAAAAUUCAGAAAUUGAUCUUUAACAAAUUGUUAAAUACAAAUCGAAAUGUUUUAAUAUACUACAUUGAAUAAUCAGAAACUGAGAAAUUAAUUUCAAGGGCAAUUUAUGACAUCAUUUCCUAAAAUCUCUGUUGUAUGUACAUUGACAGUAGAUAUAAAAAUUCAAUAAUCGAUCAACUGUGAAUACAAUCAACUAAGACUGCCAGGGCUCAACGUAUUUUCCUGUAACCCAUCUACAGGGCUCAACGUAUUUUCCUGUAACUCAUCUACAGGAAGUAAAGGAGCAAGUCUGCAAUUAAAUUAUAGAGAGGUGUAACCCUUCUAGAAUACUUACGAUGAUGGAUUGUAAUUACCUGAAGAAAGAUGGGAUACUGUAAUGUUGAUGUCAGAGAGGGGUAGGUCUUUCAGGUUGUGUUCAAGAGAAUUUUGUACAGUGUGUCCAAUCCAACAAGAAGUCAAUCACUGCCAAAUAUGUUUCCUGGCAAUGAGGUGGGGCAAGUAGAUUGAAUUACGUGGGCGAACAGUUUAACCAUCAUAACAUAAAACUUCGGAUGAAGGUGCAAAAGAACAAUAUCCAAUCCAAGUGGGAAUAAGUAACUCAGAGAAAGUUAACUUCAAUGGGGACAAAGGCAGAGGGAGCCUGGAUGGGCCUGAAAUUCUGAAGGAACAAAACUAGCUGAACAAUGGGCUACCUUCAAAAAGGAGAUGGCUUGGUUAUAGUCAAGGUAUAGCCCCUAAAUCGAAAGAGUUAGGGCAUACUAACCCAGUGCUCCUUUUGGGAAAAAGGAGAAAACAUGAUGAGACAUAAGCCUGUCAACAUGCCGGAACAGCGACUCUGCUGUGAGUACUGUAUGAGUGUUGUUUUGGGAUGGCACACAAGGUGUCAAUAGAGUAUUACAGCAUAGAAAGAGACGCUUUGGCCCAUCAUGUCUAUGCUGCUCAUCAAGCACCUAUCUACUGUUUGCCAGCACUUGGUCCUUAGCCUUGCAUGCUUUAGCGUUUCAAGUGUAUAGCGAUAUAUUUCUUAAAUGUUGUGAUGGUUCCCGACACAGCUACCCUUUAAGGUAUUUCCAGAUUGCCAACACCCACUGGAUGGAAAAAAGUUCUCUUUAGAUCCACUAAAUCUGCUGGCACUUACCUUAAAUCUGUGUCUCCUGGGAAUUAGCUCCUUUAUGAAGAAUAAAUUCAUAUUGAACUUGCCUAUUCCACCCGUAAAUUUGAACAGAUCGCAUUCGAGAGAGAGGUGACUGCGGUUGGUUUGAAUUGAAGGUCAGCAUGCCUCAGGCUAGGGGAGAGGCUAAAAAGGUGAGUCCUUCAUAGGAACAUCAAUUGGUGCAGGAACUGAACCCAAGAAAUUGCCAUCACAUCGUAUUGCAAGCCAGCAGUUAAGUCAACUCAACUCACUGACCUCCUUCACUUUAAUGUACCAGCAGUGGAUUUCGGUGACGAUACAGAUGCUAUUUUACUUUUCAAUUUACGACAAAGUGUUUUGCGAUAAAUUGAAUUAAGCUUCAACUGUGUGUUUAAAAAUCUUUGAAUUUGUUUUG